Peronospora matthiolae is the source of this 4242-nucleotide messenger RNA. The record is from the annotation of a GenBank genome assembly. NCBI's taxonomy places the organism in Eukaryota, Oomycota, Peronosporomycetes, Peronosporales, Peronosporaceae.
AUGGGCAAUGAACAGUCGACUUCCAGUGGAUCUCGUAGUGACGGGAUACCGUUCGUGUGUUGGCAGCGCAGUCCCAAGCCGCAGUUUGUGGCAGCUGCUGAAGAUAUUGACGCCAAUAUGCACGCACAAAAUAGCAGUACGAGUGCAGUGUCAAGCUACCACUUUGCAGAGCCGUGCAGUUAUCGAUACGAUCGUGUGUCGCGUGUGGUCACGGGUACUUUGGUGUAUACGGACCCGCUGAAGGCAGACGGAGAGAUCGUGAACAAGACGGAUAUGCUAGGGAACAUUGCCAUAGUUGAGCGAGGUGGCCGCGUUCAUUUUCCCGACAUCGUGCGCCGUCUGUUGGAUCUCGGGGUCACCGGCAUUGUCUUUAUUGAGACAACAGCGGACAAUAAACAGGCGACCCAGUCGCUCUUUGACGGUUUCCAUUCGUCCGGACGUCAGUCUGUGUCCAUUCCAAUUGUGCUACUGUCUAAGUACCAUGCCGAUGAAUUGCUGGAUGAUAGACCGUCACGGGUCUCGAUUGAAUUGCUCUGGAGAGAACAGGCGUGCAAACAUGUUGUGCCGGACGAUGUGUACUUUGGGAUCCAGACUGCAGCGCGUGCUGGAGAUGUCGAGCUGCUGAGAUACUUGAUGAAGAUUGAUACGUCAAGAAAUGUCGUGGAUAACUUUCCAAAAGCAAUGACGUUGUGUGAUGCUGCCGAAAAUGGGCAUGUGGACUGCAUCGAGGUUCUGCACAGUCUAGGCGUUUCGCUGGACGAACAAAAGCCUACGGGUGUGUCGCCACUGAUGAUGGCUUGUUCAGUCGGCAAUGUAGAAGCAGCGCGGGCUCUACUGAUGUUCGGCGCCAGCCUCGACUUGGAAGAUGUGCACGGCAUGACCGCUCUGAUGGUGGCCACACGUGACGGCCGUGCGAAUUGUGUCAGAUUGCUGGUCAAAAAGGGAGCAAGAGUGAAUUUGUCAAGGAACCGAAGUCGCGGAACUACUGCGCUUCAUAUUGCUGCCCGUGGUGGCCUGGAGGAGUGCUGUUCGAUUCUGCUCGAAAAAGGCGCAGAGCUCGAGACACCAAGUCCAAACUCAACCACUGCUUUGAUGGAAGCUGCACGUGCGGGGAAUCUUGGUUGUGUGAAAGUACUUGUCAAGGCUGGUGCUAGUUUGACCGCGAAGGACAGAGAUGGGAACACGGCGGAGCAUAUAGCGAUGAUGGCAGGGCACACUGGUAUCGAAGACUACUUGCGUGAACAAGCUGAAAGUGAAUCCGUCAGGGAUCAUCGUCGCAAAAUUGAGGAAACCGUCGCCAAGCAAAACUCGACCUUGCAAGAUUUGUUGAGGAUUGCGAAAAGCAGCGAAAUGUCAGUCGACAUUUUGUACCGAGAGAUGCUACGAGAGCACAAGUCGAGUAGUUGGCUGGAGCAGCCGCGAAUUAUUUAUGAAGUAUUCCGCUUAUUGACGGUUCCAGCAGCAUCUUCCGAGUUCGACGCUGUGGAUGACCUCAAUUACGGCAAGUACACCGUGCAGCAUUUUUGUAGUGAGGUCGCGCUAUGGUACCCACCACACAUUUUCCAGAAAGGUUACAAGCUCGUUGGCGGUGGAUGGGCUUUGAAUAGUGCUGAUGACUAUGACGUCAAAACUGCAUCAGGGUACCUGAAAGUGCUAUUUAACUUUCUUUGUACUGCAGAUCCCUUGGAUGAAGUGCUACUGGUUCUUUUCUGUAAAGUAGUCAACCAUUUGGUUGUGAACCAGAGUCUUGGAGAGCUAAUCUGGCGAUUUUUGGCCGACGAAGGGCGGUUCGUUGUGCCCUGGCUAGUCUGUCAUAUCGGUCUCGAUUCGAUUUGCGAUACCCUUGUGUGGUUGCUAUACUCAGACAUGUCGGAAGCUGGACAGCACAACGUGCAGAAGAGUGGUAUAUUCGGCUGUUUAUUCGCUCGCCUGUACUCGUGGCAGCGAACGUUGGGCUGGGGUGUGGGGACGUCAUUCCAGCGAGACUCAGUCGAAAAUAUUUGCUCAUUGAUAAACUACAUCAUCUAUCCGCCUUCGGUGUACAUCAUGAACAACGUGGCGACUUUCGUGGAGAAUGCAGAUCACUCGUUGCCGCUGAUAACGGAUCAGCAGUUUCCUCUUCAUCACAACGAGCUGUUUAAGUCACUGUUGGUAUAUUUACUUAACACGACGGAUGUCUCGUUUAGCACAUUGCUUGAUCUGGGAUUUGCGGAGGUAUGUCGCCAGAGUACAAAGGGAUGCACGUCGCUUGUCGUCUGUGAAGGCGGUGCGCUCUCGAUUGUAAUGAUGCUGAUGAGUACGCUGGGAUACCACAAGAAAAAACGUGAUGUCACGGGAAUUGAAGGUCUGUUAAAGACUGUCUGCGUGUCGUUGCUGACGGCGCUGAUUCCUCGCGUGGAAAAGUUCGUGAUGUUGUGCCGGGCAGUGGUCACAUCGGAUGUUGACGCGCUCCACGCACUAUCGACUUCCUUCAACCCCGGCAGUGUCAAGGCUGUGAGUGCGAAAGGGUCUGCGCUUUUGCACAUCAUCACGUUUCUUAAGCGCUGUGUAUUUUUGCAAAGUGGAGACGUGGACUACCAGCUGGCAAAUUAUGGUUUGAUGCCAUGCUUACUAGCCUGCUAUGGCUCGCAUCCUAGCAACAGCAUGUUGCAUCACGAACUUACCGACGUCAUCAGAUUCGUUUUGAUGGACCCGGACCAGAAACGGUUGCCAUCAUCUCCAUUGCUAAAUAGUCUCUUCAUCGAGGGAGCGAACAUUCUGGAUUUCGUUAUUCAGGCGUACAACAAGCACAUGCAGUACAAGGGUCACAUGACGACGAUUGCGAACAGUAUUUUCACAUUGACCAACACUCCAAAUUGCAGGAGCGGAUCAGUCGCAAUAACGUGUCAAGAUGUUGUACGGCAGUACACAUCGCAGCAUGAUAAGUGGGUGAAAUUUGAGCACGUUAUCGCGGAGCAGAACCGUGUCGAGAUGCUACCGCUGGGUGAGCGCAACGCACCGUUGUGCCACGGAUGCUUGAAGCUGAAGCAAAGUGCCGUCGAGUAUGUGUCGGCCACGCUCACGAUUGCCGAGGCGGGAGAGUAUUGUGGGCAUCUGGAGACCAUUUUCUCGGGUGCUGCGAGCCACUACUGUAAGGUCACGUACACGGACGAGUUCAUCACAGGCUUCAUGUACAAAAAGGACAAAGUCCACGAUCAUAUUCCAAUUCCAGAGCCCACACGUGUGAGCUCGUUCAUCCAGUUCCCGGUACCGAUGCCAUUCCACGCGCUUACGUUUACUAUAACGUUUUUCGGGUUAUGCCAAGUAUGUGAUAAGCUAUGGUACUGCGACACGCUUCAGAGUGCGAAUUGGGCGCAACGCAUGAAGUGGGUCAUCCCCACGUCGGUCCGCAAGUGGUAUAGCUUUGGCGUAACUGAGGGACCGGGAAGCGGUGCACACGGUCUACAGUUUUCGUCAAAGGGUUACAAAAGCUUUAUCGUGCUUACUGACACGUGGGGACGCCAGGAGCAGUGGUUGCACGCGAUGGAAGAUGCGAUUCAGAACCUGGCUACUCAAGCGUAUCGAGGCAAUAGUGAAAGCGCCAUGGCAAUUGAAAUCGACAAUGAAGUUGACGCCGAAGAGCUCGACGUGAUGCGCAUAAGAGAAAUUACGGCUGGGUUGGGCGGCGUUGGCCUCGUUGGCGUGCCUACUGUUGUGGGGUCUGGUCCACAAAGCGAAUCCAGCAGCCACAGCUCGCUUGUGUCGGAAGAAGACGAGAAGGGAGCGCGCCGUCGAAGCAACACCUUGUCUUCGGCUGGAAGUGACGCUGAGCAGCUUUCAGGAAAGUCUGGAGACGUCGAUGAUCAAAGCAGAGAUGCAUCACCACAAUCGCGAGAACCUUUGACAAUGCCCAUCUUGCGGUCACAGUCUUCCAUUGAGCUCGCGUGCAAAGAAAACGGACUGAAGUCGUCAGGUGCUCAGGAUGACAAGGUGUCUGGAAAAUCGCGCCGGACUCUCAAUCUGAAGCGGUUUCAGCCGGAUACGCAGAAGUUUUCGGAAAUCCUGUGCAAACUUAAGAUUGACCCUUCACUCCGCUCUGGCAAUACCCGAGCACCGGUGAGCACACCAGGCAACUUCGUGCCAUUUGGUCAACCACGGAAUGCUGGGAGUUCCCACAGCGGUGUGGAUGGUCGUUCAGCAGCUGAUCUCGUGGGCAUGCGCCAUGUUGUCUCAACGCCAGACCUCUCCCGGCUGCAAGGUUAG